Messenger RNA from Octopus sinensis (East Asian common octopus), 1761 nucleotides. RefSeq names its product tyrosine-protein phosphatase non-receptor type 5-like. Gene Ontology annotation, biological process: protein dephosphorylation. Lineage: Eukaryota; Metazoa; Mollusca; Cephalopoda; Octopoda; Octopodidae. The transcript has 14 exons. The record is from RefSeq and is a predicted model, not a curated record. Gene Ontology annotation, molecular function: protein tyrosine phosphatase activity. The coding region runs from base 131 to 1570 and encodes 479 amino acids.
UAACUACCCAGCAUUGAAUCGUAACUACACACUUCUGAAAUCAUUAAGGAACGCAUUCGCACAAAUAUUGAAAAUUCCACGCGCCCACAUUGGAAUUAGCACAAUAGCUAUUCACCGUAAUACAGUUGAGAUGUUCUUCAUCAAGUCUCUCAGUCCAAAAAUACCAUUCCAUUUGGGAAAUUUCAUUAAAGCCAGCACCAUUUUGGCUACACACAAUCUGCUGUCCAGAUUACAAAAGCUUCUACCAAACCUUCACAUACAGUCAGUUGGAUCUGAGACAUCUGUGGUAAAAACUUCAAUGACUGAUCCAGUGUGGAUGCAACACUACCUCCCCUACAUCGUCGCCUCCUGUGCCGCAGCUCUUGUCACUAUGUUAGUCACCAUUCUGGUCUACUGCUGUUAUCGACAAAAAGUCAAAAAGGCUGAACUGAAAAAUCCUACAGUACAAAGAAUAUUCUAUCCUACACUCAAACCUAAUAUGAAAGACGCUAUGAUGGUCCAACCAGAGUCUUCUCCAGUCUACGUGGUCAAACGUUGUGUUACACCUCUACCGGCUCAGACUCCAGUACAGAUGAGAGCUGAGGGUUUGCUUAAAAGGAGGGGAUCCAGCGCCUCACUCACCUUAGAUUUGAAUCCAUCACCAGAAUUACCUCGAUGGGAAGGAACACCCCCCAAGGAAAGCUCUGGUCUUGAGUUUCUGAUGUCUGCUGGUAACCGGCUGAGUCGCAAAGAUCUUCGUAAUGCAGUCAAGAAUGUCUCAAGUGUGUAUGAAGAAUUUUGGGAUAUCCCUACCAACCACCCUGAAAAAGUCUAUGUAGCAGGGUCAGGAACCAAAAAUCGCUAUAAAACUAUGAUACCAAGCAUGACUGGUGUGGGUUAUGAGGUUGAAGCUAUGGCAUACAUUGCUACCCAAGGCCCCAUGGCACACACUAUUUUGGACUUCUGGAGAAUGAUAUGGCACGAAAAGGCUCCAAUUAUUGUGAUGAUUACAAAAUUGAAAGAAAUGAACACUGCUGACCUAUUCAACAAUACAGAUGAAAAGGAAUAUACAGACGAAUGCAAGUCACCUUGGAAUUCAGCAAAAAGUAAAUGUGAGAAUUACCUACCUGAUAAAUAUGGUUGCUACGGUGAUAUUGAGGUCACUGUGGAAAAAGUCACUCAACGACCAGGUUAUUUGGUACAUCAACUUGUACUGAGGUGUAAAGGUGAAAGCCACCAUGUGCUACAUUACUGGUACACAGCAUGGCCGGACCAUAAACCUCCAGACUCACCAAAGAUGAUCCUCGACUUGGUACAGGAUGUUGAGCUACAUCGAUACAUGGAUGAUGGUAUUACACCUCGUGGACCAAUUGUUGUACAUUGCAGUGCUGGCAUUGGUCGUACAGGCUGCUUCGUCGCUAUCAGCAUCGGCAUCCGACAACUCCGAGAGGAACACUCUGUUGAUAUUUUGGGUAUUGUCUGUAGCAUGAGAAUGGACAGAGGUGGAAUGAUCCAGACACAUGAACAGUACGAAUUCAUCCACCAAGCGUUAUGUGAGUAUGAGAAGAUGUUGGACUCCAGCGCAGAUUGAACUGACGGGCUGGCUGUUUUGGGUAGUUGUCCAGGGCUACUGAUCUUUUGAAAACCAGGCAUUGUCUCCAGGUGUCCAGGAACACCUUCGUGUUCUGACCGAAGAAGCUGCUGGGGGUUUAGGGGUACACAGAGGAGGGAAGAGAAAGAGAAAGAGCUGGUGUCAGUCAUUUUAGUGGGCGGGGCGGGGGG